AUGGUUUCCAACGACAUCUUUGCUGAGCCUAUCGACACCAAGGCGCCCCCGUCCAACAUUGCGGUCCGAGAAGACCAUCCUGUACCUCGAAAAGGCAUCCAGACAAAGGCGCCUCUCCAGACAAACAAGUUUUAUUCCAACUUCUUCCUGGGAGAUCAGCUCGGACCGACGUAUACUUUCCCCUACUCUGUCCAGUGGGCAGGGGGGAAGGGCGCCAGCUCGAGCUGGGGCAUCUCAUGUUCGCACAUCGAGGCUCAUCAAAGAGUCUUUGGUCAGGAGAAGUUCAAUGGAGCGGUAUCUUACUAUCUCAAUCCUGUAGGGAUCCAGUCCAUGGUGAUCUCGGCCAAGGAGCUAGGCAAUAGCACACGCCUUUCCCUCGACAGCAUCACGGCCUUCUCUGCCCGUAUCGGACUCAGCAAAGACGACAAGUCACCGCCAGCGGUACUUUUUCCUCUAGUGCAGGGUAUGGCGUACAUUACGGCACAAUUCGAUGGUGCAGUCCCACUGCUCCAGACCGGCGUGUAUUUCAAGACUAUGAGUCGAAUUACACGGGAGCCAAAGGAGCAUGUUGCCAAGUACACUUUCAAGCUCGAGGACGGAACUACGUGGCGGGUGUACGCAUGGAAGAGCAAAGGAGACGAUCUCGACCUUGAGGUUAUCAAUAACGGGCUGGCCCAGUCGAAGAAACCGUUUCAUGGCGUUCUCCAAGUCUGCAAGGAUCCAGACACACCCAACUCUGAAAAGAUACUCGAUGAUGGCGCCGGUAUUUACCCUGUCGCUGUCGCUCUGUCUGGCUCAGCCUCUGGCGCCACGGGAAGCUACUCCUUCAGGUUUCAGAAGGAAGGCCACCAGGCAGGAGACCUAUACAUGUAUGCGCUCCCACAUCAUGUCGAUUCAUUCAACAGCGAGACGAAACAACGGAUCCAGAAGGUCCAGCUACAAUCAACAACAAAGGGCAUGGCAACCUUAGUCAAAGGGACCUAUUGGACCAUGGUUGAGCCGCACAUGCCCGUGGACAUCGGCUUUGAUCCGUGGCACCCAGAAAAGGGCAAUAUUAGUCAACUCUCGGACAAGGCCAAACGUACAAUCCGCGCCGCUGCAGCCAAGGAGGUGUCUCAAGACAUGAUAUCGCAGUCCAACCUGGAUUCAAUGUACUUCAGUGGCAAGGCACUCGCCAAGUUUGCGACGAUUCUGUACGUCAUCAACAAUUUGAUUGGGGACAAGGCUCUCGCGCAGACUGGACUCGGGCAGCUCAAGGCCGCCUUUGCCAUUUUCGUCGCGAACAAGCAAAAGUUUCCCCUCACUCAUGAGACUGCAUGGGGCGGAGUGGUGUCUUCUGCAAGUUAUGUCACGGGUGACGCGGGUGCUGACUUUGGCAAUACCUACUACAACGAUCACCACUUCCACUAUGGCUAUCAUAUUCUCGCGGCGGCGACUAUCGGCGAGAUGGACCCCGAAUGGGCCAAAGCAAACGCCGACUACGUCAACACUCUUGUGAGAGACGUUGCCAACCCCAGCACCAAGGACGGCUUCUUCCCAAUGUGGCGAAAUUUUGAUUGGUACCACGGUCACAGCUGGGCCCAUGGUCUUUAUGCCGCUAUGGACGGCAAGGACCAAGAGUCAAGCUCAGAAGACAUGAUGCAUGCGUACGCCCUCAAAAUGUGGGGUAAGGUCACUGGGGACACCGACUUGGAGGCCAGGAGCAACUUGCAGCUGGCGAUAAUAUCGCGAAGUUUGUCAAGUUACUACCUGUACCGAGACGACAACUCAGUGCAGCCGAAACAAUUCAUCGGCAACAAAGUCGCAGGUAUACUGUUUGAGAACAAGAUUGACCACACGACGUACUUUGAUCCGCAUAUCGAGGCAAUUCAAGGCAUCCACAUGAUCCCUAUCCUGCCACCGACGCCUUUUGUCCGCGUCAGAGAAUUUGUCAAGGAAGAAUGGGACGCGUUCUUCAGCAACGGUCGCAUAGACGACAUUCAAAACGCUUGGAAGGGCAUCAUAUACGCCAGCUAUGCAACAGUAGACCCGAAGAAGGCGUGGGAGUUCUUCACCUCGGAGACGUUUGACCCGCAGUGGCUGGACGGUGGAGCGUCGAUGACAUGGUUCAUGGCGUACGCCGCAGCAUUGGGUGAUAUCUGA
Molecule: messenger RNA, 2142 nt
Organism: Purpureocillium takamizusanense
Lineage: Eukaryota; Fungi; Ascomycota; Sordariomycetes; Hypocreales; Ophiocordycipitaceae
Gene: ACF2
Product: Endo-1,3(4)-beta-glucanase
Exons: 6
Coding region: 1-2142 (713 amino acids)
Cellular component (GO): cell surface
Molecular function (GO): glucan endo-1,3-beta-D-glucosidase activity; endo-1,3(4)-beta-glucanase activity
Source: RefSeq, a predicted model, not a curated record